CGAUGACACACAGUGCCGGUUGUUACAGACGCGUACGUGCGACGACUGUUCUUUGUUCCUCGCCCCACCAGUAAUUUCAGUUUCCUUCGCAAGGAAGGCACCAACCACGUCAUGGACAGCGUGUACGGGACUCUAUCUGACAAGUUGAGGAGAGAGGGUCUCUGCCCGAUUUGCGUGAUGGAGACAGACCUAGGCCCGAAAUACACCUGCUCAAACGAGCACACGAUCUGUUAUCGGUGCAAACCUUAUUACUACAGCUGUCCCAUUUGCCAGUCGUCAUUCGACACGAGUAUACCAGCCGCGCACGGGGCUUCUUCGUUCCCAAUGCCCACCGAUUUCGUGCCUCAUUCUCUUCCGCCCAGAUUCUACUCGCAUCAUCCCACUGCUCCGCCGAUAUGCGAAUUUAUGGAAAGAGAAGGAAACAGGAUGCCACCACACCCGCCUGGUCAUCAGGAACUAAAGACGUGCGCGUACAGGGAUUUUGGAUGCUGGGUGAAGCUGCCCAUAUACUUGGACCUGCACGAAUCUCGAAAUAUAGGGCCGUAUAUUUCGGAUAAUGUCAGUUCCGUCCUCACUUGGAGGAAGAGAUGCCCAAGUCCAGCAAUGACUCCGAAUGAGCACCAUGGUCGGCCCGAAGAAUUAGUGGAAUGUAAAUAUAGAAAAUACGGCUGCAUGGUGAACAUGCCCAGAAGAAGGAAGCUGUUACACCAGGAGCAAUGCAACUACCGGAAGUACGCACACAGCGACAGCGACUUGUCGACGAACAGCGACUUGUCCACAGACAACGAAUACGAUCCGCAAAAUUGCGUGGCGUGCAAAUGGACGCAAUACGGGUGCAGAGUGAGGCCCAAAAUAAAUCGUUUGAAGUCUCACGAGAUGAACUGCAAUUACAGGAUGGAAGAGUGCGCUUAUAAAUCCAGAGGAUGCACGGAACUGUUCAAACCACCGAGGAAAUUCGCUCAUGAGAAGAAUUGUCAGUUCUCUAAUUUUUGA
This is a messenger RNA of Eufriesea mexicana, 993 nucleotides long. RefSeq lists its product as uncharacterized. The transcript is spliced from 4 exons. Bases 112 to 993 code for a protein of 293 amino acids. NCBI's taxonomy places the organism in Eukaryota, Metazoa, Arthropoda, Insecta, Hymenoptera, Apidae. The record is from RefSeq and is a predicted model, not a curated record.